Elaeis guineensis (African oil palm) is the source of this 2637-nucleotide messenger RNA. RefSeq names its product putative pentatricopeptide repeat-containing protein At3g47840. Gene Ontology annotation, biological process: RNA modification. The record is from RefSeq and is a predicted model, not a curated record. Lineage: Eukaryota; Viridiplantae; Streptophyta; Magnoliopsida; Arecales; Arecaceae. Gene Ontology annotation, cellular component: intracellular membrane-bounded organelle. Gene Ontology annotation, molecular function: protein binding; RNA binding.
AUGGCCAUCUCUUCUGUCCUCGGCCACCCAUCACCAUGUUCUCCCUCCAAUUCACCUCUUGCGAAGGCACACCAGUCAACCAUUUUAGCAAACGGAAGGCGGGGCCUGGAAGAAGCAAUGAUUUCUUUGGAAAAUUAUUCCCUGAAGGGAAAGAAACUCGAGGAUCUUCAAGCUGACUACCAUUCUCUUAUCUCUCUCUGCAUAUCCCACAAGUCCCUCCGCCAAGGCAACCGCCUGCGAGCCCACAUGGCUCGCAUCGGAUACAAGCCUGGCGUCUUCUUAGAUAACCAGUUCAUCAACCUGUAUGCAAAAUGUGAGCAGGUUGACAUGGCUCGGGAGCUGUUCGAUCAAAUGCCUGAAAGGAAUGUUGUUUCUUGGAAUGCUCUGAUUUCUGGCUACUGCUUGAAUGGAUGCUUCAUUGACGCUUUCGCGCUCUUCGAAACCAUGAUAACUGUAGGACCAAGGCCUAAUCACUUAACUUACAUGAGUGCUCUGCGAGCUUUGGUUGGUUUGAGAAGUUUGGAGCUUGCGAAACAGAUUCACUCUCAGCUACUAAAGACAGCUCUUUUCCAUCGAACUGAAGUCGGGAAUGCGUUGAUCAACACGUACUCAGAAUUUGGAAGACCGGAAGAUGCUGAAGCAGUGUAUGAGAGCAUGGUCGAGCGAGACGAAGUCUCAUGGAAUUCUCUGAUUGCAGUGCAUGUUCAAAACAGGCAUGCCGAGCGAGCAAUGGCUGUGUUUGUGGACAUGCUGAAGGAAGGCCAAACACCCAAUGAGUUCACCUUUGGAAGUCUGCUAGGAACAACAGAUGUAGCUAUCAUCGAGGAACUCCAUGCACAGGUUACCAAGAGGGGACUGGGGAGCAAUGUUUUCACUGGGACUGCGCUGUUGGAUGCCUAUGCCAGGUGUGGGAACCCGCGAGCAGCAUGGCUGGUCUUUGAUUCGAUAACCGAACGGAAUGUUAUUGCUUGGAACUCCAUUAUUGAUGCAUGCUUUGGAAAAAACAUGGUUCAUGAAGGUCUCGAGCUUUUUCUUCAAAUGAGUGAGCAGGGCACAGCACUGGAUGAUUAUACCAUCUCCAUCCUGCUGAAGGCGACCAUAACUCAUUUUUCAAUCUUUGUAGGGAAGCAGCUUCAUGGGCUUGCAAUCAAGGGGGGUUUGCAGACAGAUACCUUGAUUGGAAACAGCCUCAUCACAAUGUAUGCCAAACUUGAAGGUGUUGCAGAAUCCUGGAGCGUGUUCAAAGAUAUUUCAGAACCUGAUCUCAUUUCUUGGAACUCCAUGAUUCAAUCUUACGUGCAGAAUGAGAAAUUCGAACAAGCCCUGACACUUUUCGCAGAAAUGAGGCUUUCCGAGAUCGAGCCGGAUGAGUUCAGCUUUGUCGGUGCCUUGGCUGCUUGUGGAUCACUGGCUUGGCACAGACAUGGAAAAGAAGUUCACUGCGAACUACUCAAGAGAGGCCUUGUUCCAGAUGCCUUUGUAGGAAGUGCUCUUAUUGAUAUGUAUGCUAAAUCUAUGGCUGUAUACGAUGCUAGGAAGGUAUUUGAUGCGAUCAGAAAUAAAGACCUGAUCACCUGGAACACAAUGGUUGCAGGGUUUGCUCAGAGUGGCUAUCUGGAUGAAGUUAUGAAACUACUCUCCUUAAUGAGAGAAGAGAAUUUAGAACCUGAUGGUUUCACCUUUGCGAGUGUUCUUGCAGCAUGUGCAAAUGCAACAGCAAUACAACAAGGAAGACAAGUGCACACUCUAAUCUUGAAAUCAGAAAUUAAUAUGGACACAGCUGUAGCCAAUGCCCUGAUAACCAUGUACAGUAGGGCAGGAAGCAUAAAGGAAGCAGAACAAGUUUUCUCAAAACUCGAUGAUAAGAACAUAGUAUCAUGGACAGCAAUGAUUGGAGGUUUUGUGCAGGGUGGCUAUUUGAAAGAGGCUCUUGCAAUGUUUGACCAAAUGGAGAAUACUGGGGUGAAACCAAAUAGCAAAACUUUUGUCGCAUUGUUGACAGCUUGCAGCUAUGCAGGGAUGAGCAGUGAAGCUGGGAAGUAUUUUAAGUUGAUGGAGGCAAGAUAUAAAAUCAGACCUGGUUUUGACCAUUAUGCUUGCAUGGUGGACAUCCUAGGAAGAGCAGGGAGACUAAAUGAAGCGGAAGAUUUAAUAAAACAAAUGCCUUUUGAGCCAGAUGCACUUGUGUGGAGGAUGCUGCUGAGUGCUUGCAGGAUACAUGGCGAUUUAGAUAGAGGGAAAAGGUCCAUGGAACGGAUACUGGCUAUAGAACCUGGUGAUUCUGCAGCUUAUGUGUUACUUUCGAACUUAUAUGCUGCCUUAGGGCACUGGGAUGGUGUGGUGGAAGUCAGACAAUUGAUGAGAAAACAUGGGGUGAAAAAAGAGCCAGGGAAGAGUUGGAUCGAGCUACACAAUACAAUCCAUGAGUUCAUGGCGGGAGAUCGGUUGCAUCCACAAGCAGAUCAAAUAUACUUGAAUUUGAGAGGGUUGUUCAAACAAAUGAAAGAUGAAGGAUAUGCUCCAGGCAUGAGGGUCUUGGCCGAAUCCCUUUGUCGUGCUGUUAGGAAGAAGUCAAGAUCCAAGCUUGGCAGACCUUCUCGACUGUCGAAGAAACCAAGAGAAAGAUCCCCUCCUUAG